UCGGGCUGGGCUGCUUGACUAUUUGAUAACGGACAUUGUGUCUGAAAUCAUAAGUCUUCCACCUCUGAUUCUCUGGUACAGAAUCCAGGAACACUGGUUAAGUUUACUGUCCGCCUUUGAAUAACUGAAAUACUGCUGAGAAAAGGCGUUAAACACAAAACAACAACAACAACACCAAAUAUAAAAUAAAAAAAAGACGAAUUCUCGUUAUGCAGUUUGAUAUUUUUCAUAAACGUACAAAAAGCGAGGAAUGCCAAAGCACUAUGCAGGGAAAACGUAAUUUGGUGAUUGUCCUUAUGGAAUCUGAAAAAAAAAUAAACAGGAACGAAUAGUAUAAAAACCGUUUUUAACAAACAUUUCAAUCUAAUAAUUACAUGUUUAACACAUUUCAUAUUGUGCAUAAAAUAGUAAGCUGUAUACGCCCAUGCAUUCAGGGUAGACAUGGUAAUUGCUGUCAAGCGAGACUAUUUUUUUUUUUUUAAUGUUGAAAAUAACUCGCCUGUGACAAUUCAAACUCGACACGCCUAAUGUUUCCCUACCACGAUAAAAUGAUUCGGAAUACUUAACUGUUUGAUAAUAUGGCAUAUAACUUUGUACUCUUAACGUUGUUUGUGCUGACUCACUUGUUGCACGUUGGAGGAGUCACAAAGUAUCCGCCACAAUUAGGAGGUGGUGCUGAUGGCGUCAAUGGGGACGAGUUUUUAAAAGGGACAGCAGAUACACCGAAGCUUGAGAUGCGUUCCCUCUGUACACGAAGUACAUCGACAUCAACUGCGGUGGAUAUGUUUCUCUCUGUGUACCAGAAAGACACCGCAUUCAAGUUCAGUAACAUAGGACCCGACAACGAUCAAUUCGUGGAUUACACAUGUUUCCUGAUAGGUGCGCAGGAAUACAUCAACAACAAAAAUGUCGAGAAGGCGACUACGCUGACAAACUGCGGGAACACGGCGACACUGACUAAAGUAGACGCCACCAACCCAAUAGAUACUGGCUUUGAAACGCGGACUCACACCACAACGAUUAGCUUUACUCCUACAGACGCCACGUAUGGCUGUGGCGGUUUUCAAGACGGGAACAAUCAAGCUGUAUUUGCCGUGACCUGUAAAAGAUACGAGGCCUACGACAAAGCUUUUGACUACACCUUCGUAGCCUUCUACGACGCCAACAAGGAGGCUUGUACAGCGCUACAGUUAGAUCCCGUGAAUUUUGAUGUUGCCGACCCACCCACCGUGAACCACAAGCGGGAGUUUGAGGUCACUUUCAAAGCCUAUACUAAUUCAGAUCUAGUGAGUGUACCCUGGCCGGAUGGUCCGCAGUCUACAGAUGGUGCUCACGGCGGUAUAAUCCAAGAGGUCACGACCGCUGCUAUACCACUUGGAACCGCCAUAUAUUUUGAGAUUUGCUUGAUGAAUCCAUCAACACCGCCUGAUUUCUAUCCGGACGGUGUUGGAUUUAUUGGCGUUUAUGUAAAGAAGUGUACGGCAAGGAACGACGCGACUGCUGGCACGGAGGGUAUCAAUCCCGACACACCUGUAACCUUUAUAGAUAACGGCUGUGCAUUAGGUGUUGAACCUACGGAAUAUCUCGCAAAAGCUGGCUCCAGUAAUGGUAGAGGUUUUAUGUACGUUAAAGACACAACUGACGCAACAAUGGACUGGUUGAGGACACCUAACUGCUUCCGGUGGGUCGUUUUAUGACAAAGAGUUUACAUAUUUUAGUGGUAUCUGCAGCAAUUCAUACAAUGCUGGCACCAGUCAGUUUUGUGUAGGGAAUCGGCAGAUUCUUGAUAUUGCCUCUGAAACGUUGAGGCCCAUAUCUUUAUUUCCGCGUAAUUUUGACUGGUUCUGCCGGCGCAUUCGA
Messenger RNA from Mercenaria mercenaria, 1860 nucleotides. RefSeq lists its product as uncharacterized. The record is from RefSeq and is a predicted model, not a curated record. Bases 579 to 1697 code for a protein of 372 amino acids. NCBI's taxonomy places the organism in Eukaryota, Metazoa, Mollusca, Bivalvia, Venerida, Veneridae. The transcript has 9 exons.